Cydia pomonella (codling moth) is the source of this 1117-nucleotide messenger RNA. Its product is annotated as chymotrypsin-1-like. Gene Ontology annotation, molecular function: serine-type endopeptidase activity. Gene Ontology annotation, biological process: proteolysis. Bases 31 to 906 code for a protein of 291 amino acids. The record is from RefSeq and is a predicted model, not a curated record. NCBI's taxonomy places the organism in Eukaryota, Metazoa, Arthropoda, Insecta, Lepidoptera, Tortricidae. The transcript is spliced from 4 exons.
UUCAUUGAUUUCACAACAUAGGUACUCAAGAUGUUGCUGCUUUCCGUUAUAUUUGCCAACGCGGUGACCACCCUAUACGCUAUCCCUGCUAAGGAAAGCAAUAAAACCGAUGAGUUAUCUUCUCGCAUUUAUUACGGAGAUUAUGCCAGUAUAUUGGAGUAUCCAUAUUUCGCAUAUCUCGAAGGAACCUGCGGUGCCGGUAUCAUCUCGGAUCGGUGGCUGGUCACGGCGGCUCACUGCAUCAAGGUUUUGAAAGACAAGCAUUUGAACCAAGUAUGGGUGGGGGGAAACAAUAUUCAAACCAGCCAACUUUACACAUUCGACGCUACGUUUGUCCAUCCACAUUACGACGAUAAAAUAUUCAUAAAUGACAUAGCGCUCCUGCAUCUGUCCCAACCGCUGAGAUUCGGUGAUACUGUACAACCUUUAGAUCUACCAGAAAUGGAAUAUGAGCUAAAUGUUGUCCAUAAGUUUGCUGGACAUGGAAAAGAUGAGCAUGACCAAUCGACCCCAAACCUGAUGAGUAUGCAGGCUCGCACUCUGGGCGUAGAAGAAUGCUUGUUUAACAUUCCCAAAACUCGACAGUGUUACAUCUACCAUCAAUUAGAGUCCGUUAAUAAAGUUACUAUUUGUGUUCAACGGAUUGGCAAUAGGUUUGGAACAUGCUAUGUAAGUACAUUUACUUACAUUUCUCAUGUUUUGAAAAAUUUGUAUUUGAAAGAGUUGUGGAAUGUAUUGGACCCCAUACAUUCCACGAGUCUUCUCUUUCCGCACGAACUCUACCUAUUCGAAAUGUGGAUGCCUGAAAGUGCUAUGUUAACGGCACCAAUCAUGGGACAUAGAAAAAUCGGAGUAUUUUUGAUAUUUCAACUACAUCUGUACAAUUUCUACCGCUUUAUGCGUUAAAAGUUGAAUGUACAAUUCGUCCUCUAUGUAAUAAAUAGUAAUUAGCUGCGUGCAUGACAUUUUUGAAAUAUUUCUAUUAAAUAUGCUUACCAUGAGAUAAAAAUGUUUCUUAUAAAUCUGCUGUCUACCCCAGAAACUUCCCAUUUCUAGAUAAUUAGUGUUUUUGAACGUGUUAAUUAAACAAAAAUUGUAAAAGGAAUCAUGUAUGUAG